CGCCCGCGGAACCGGAAGUGGAGCCUGGCGCCUGGGAGCGGAGGGCGAGGCGGGAGCCAGGGCCGACCCGGGCCAGAGCGAACCCCGGCGGCGACGGAAUCAUUCCCCAAUGCCUGGAAAUUCCUCGUUGGAUUGCCGUGUUUUAAACAGAGUUUUGUGAACAGCCUUUUAUCUCCAAGCAGAAAGAAAGGUACUUGUGUCUUGUGAACAUCCUGACAUUCUUUCUUGUGGAUGAUGUGGAAAGCUUCGGCCGGCCACGCUGUGUCCAUCACCCAGGAUGACGUGGGAGCCGACGACUGGGAGACCGACCCCGAUUUUGUGAAUGAUGUGAGUGAGAAGGAGCAACGAUGGGGUGCCAAGACCGUGCAGGGCUCCGGGCACCAGGAGCACAUCAACAUACACAAGCUGAGAGAGAAUGUUUUUCAAGAACAUCAGACCCUUAAGGAGAAGGAACUUGAAACAGGACCAAAAGCCUCCCACGGCUACGGAGGGAAAUUUGGCGUGGAGCAGGACCGAAUGGACAAGUCAGCUGUUGGCCACGAAUAUCAGUCGAAACUUUCCAAGCAUUGCUCACAGGUGGACUCGGUCCGUGGCUUCGGAGGCAAGUUUGGUGUCCAGAUGGACAGAGUUGACCAGUCUGCUGUAGGCUUUGAAUACCAGGGGAAGACUGAGAAGCACGCCUCCCAGAAAGACUACUCCAGUGGUUUUGGCGGGAAGUAUGGCGUGCAGGCCGACCGCGUAGACAAGAGCGCUGUGGGCUUCGACUACCAGGGCAAGACGGAGAAGCACGAGUCACAGAGAGAUUACUCCAAAGGUUUCGGUGGCAAAUAUGGUAUUGACAAGGACAAAGUGGAUAAGAGCGCCGUCGGCUUUGAGUAUCAAGGCAAAACGGAGAAGCACGAGUCCCAGAAAGACUAUGUGAAAGGGUUUGGAGGAAAAUUUGGUGUGCAGACAGACAGACAAGACAAAUGUGCCCUUGGCUGGGAUCACCAGGAGAAAUUGCAGCUGCAUGAAUCCCAAAAAGAUUAUAAGACUGGUUUUGGAGGCAAAUUCGGUGUUCAGUCGGAGAGGCAGGACUCCGCUGCCGUGGGGUUUGAUUACAAGGAGAAGCUGGCCAAGCACGAGUCCCAGCAAGACUACUCCAAAGGAUUCGGUGGGAAGUACGGGGUACAGAAGGAUCGGAUGGAUAAGAAUGCGUCAACCUUUGAGGAUGUCGUCCAGGUGUCCUCUGCCUACCAGAAGACGGUACCUGUUGAAGCUGUGACCAGCAAAACAAGUAACAUCAGAGCUAACUUUGAAAACCUUGCUAAGGAGAAAGAGCAAGAGGACCGGCGGAAGGCGGAAGCGGAGAGAGCUCAGCGGAUGGCUAAGGAGCGGCAGGAGCAGGAAGAGGCCAGGAGGAAGCUGGAGGAGCAAGCUAGAGCCAAAACACAGACGCCCCCUUCGUCGCCCCCACCUCAGCCAGCUGAGGAGAGGCUGCCUACGAGCCCCGUCUAUGAGGAUGCGGCUUCCUUCAAGGCAGAGAUGAGCUACAGAGGUCCUGUGAGCGGGCCAGAGCCGGAGCCCGUGUACAGCGUGGAGGCUGCUGACUACCGAGAGGCCGGCAGCCAGCAGGGCCUGGCCUACGCCACAGAGGCUGUCUACGAGAGCGCAGAGGUCCCGGGCCGCUAUCCUGCAGAGGACGGCACCUACGAUGAGUACGAGAACGACCCGGGAAUCACAGCCGUCGCCCUGUACGACUACCAGGCUGCGGGCGAUGAUGAGAUCUCGUUUGACCCCGACGACAUCAUCACCAACAUCGAGAUGAUUGAUGAUGGCUGGUGGCGUGGGGUGUGCAAGGGCCGGUACGGGCUCUUCCCAGCCAACUACGUGGAGCUGCGGCAGUAGGGCUGGCCCCACCCCCCGGAGCUGCGCCCCGGGUCCUCGCACUACAGAUCAGGCCUUCAUUGGUUCUUAGGUUUUGGGUUUUUCUUUUUUUUUUUUUUUUUUUUUUUUU
This is a messenger RNA of Cebus imitator (Panamanian white-faced capuchin), 1996 nucleotides long. It is a transcript of the gene CTTN, whose product is annotated as cortactin. Gene Ontology annotation, molecular function: actin filament binding. Lineage: Eukaryota; Metazoa; Chordata; Mammalia; Primates; Cebidae. The transcript has 18 exons. The coding region runs from base 232 to 1887 and encodes 551 amino acids. Gene Ontology annotation, cellular component: site of polarized growth; lamellipodium; plasma membrane. Gene Ontology annotation, biological process: regulation of actin filament polymerization. The record is from RefSeq and is a predicted model, not a curated record.